CAAAACCAUAAACAUAUUCGUCAAUAGAUGGCACUCUUCUGACAGCUGACGUGGAGUCCGGUUAUGUGUACGAAAUACCCCAAAUUUUUCUAAUAGCUGCUGUAUUUUAAUUGUGCUUUGAAAAUUCAACCGAAAGUAUAUUAAGAAGUCAUCCGUCAAGAUGGCUACUUAUGAUGAGUACAUUCAACAAAAUGAGGAUAGGGACGGUAUUAGAUUUACUUGGAACGUAUGGCCAAGCAGCAGACUUGAAGCCACCAGAUUAGUAGUGCCUGUAGGAUGUUUGUAUCAGCCCAUAAAGGAGCGACCUGAUUUGCCACCCAUCCAAUAUGACCCAGUAUUAUGUACAAGAAACAAUUGUCGAGCUAUUCUGAACCCUCUGUGUCAAGUAGAUUACAGGGCAAAACUGUGGGUGUGCAAUUUCUGUUUCCAGAGGAACCCUUUUCCUCCACAAUAUGCAGCUAUUUCUGAGCAACACCAACCAGCAGAAAUUAUGCCAAUGUUCUCAACAAUUGAGUAUACAAUUACAAGAGCUCAAUGUUUACCACCAAUUUAUUUAUUGGUUGUUGAUACUUGCAUGGAUGAGGAAGAGCUAGGAGCUCUUAAGGACUCCCUACAAAUGUCCUUGAGUUUGUUACCACCUAAUGCUUUAAUUGGUUUGAUUACAUUUGGAAAAAUGGUGCAAGUUCAUGAACUGGGUACCGAGGGCUGCAGCAAAUCUUAUGUAUUCCGUGGAACUAAAGAUUUAUCAUCCAAGCAGGUGCAAGAAAUGUUGGGAAUUGGAAAAGUGGCUGUUGGUCCUCAACAACAACCACAACAAAUGGGGCAACCAAUGAGACCGCAGCCGCAACAGCCUCAGUCGCCCGGAAGCAGAUUUUUACAGCCAAUUUCUAAGUGUGACAUGAACUUAACUGAUUUGAUUGGUGAGCUCCAAAGGGAUCCAUGGCCUGUACCAACAGGGAAGAGAUCUUUGAGGUCAACAGGUACUGCUUUGUCCAUUGCUAUUGGUCUUCUGGAGUGCACAUAUCCCAACACUGGCGCUAGAGUAAUGCUGUUCUGUGGAGGACCCUGCUCACAAGGACCUGGUCAAGUUGUCAAUGAUGAUUUGAAACAGCCCAUUAGGUCUCAUCAUGAUAUCCAAAAGGAUAAUGCUAAAUAUAUGAAAAAAGCAAUAAAACAUUAUGAAAAUUUGGCAAUGAGGGCUGCAACCAGUGGCCACAGUGUUGACAUUUACUCUUGUGCAUUGGAUCAAACAGGUUUAAUGGAAAUGAAACAGUGCUGCAAUUCCACAGGUGGACAUAUGGUAAUGGGUGAUUCUUUCAAUUCUUCAUUGUUUAAACAAACAUUCCAGAGAGUAUUUGCCAAGGAUCAAAAGAAUGAUCUGAAGAUGGCAUUUAAUGGAACACUAGAGGUAAAAUGUUCAAGGGAAUUAAAGGUUCAGGGUGGUAUUGGUUCAUGUGUGUCAUUAAAUGUGAAAAGUCCUUCUGUAUCAGACACAGAAAUUGGUAUGGGUAAUACUGUGCAAUGGAAAAUGUGUACCUUAACUCCAAGUUCAACAAUAUCUCUAUUCUUUGAGGUUGUUAAUCAGCAUUCAGCUCCAAUUCCUCAAGGUGGUAGAGGUUGUAUACAAUUUAUUACCCAAUAUCAGCAUGCAAGUGGUCAAAGAAGAAUACGAGUGACGACUGUGGCUAGAAACUGGGCGGACGCCACAGCAAAUAUCCAUCACAUAAGUGCUGGAUUCGACCAAGAGGCCGCAGCUGUUCUUAUGGCAAGAAUGGCAGUGUACAGAGCUGAAACUGAUGACAGUCCAGAUGUUUUAAGAUGGGUUGAUAGAAUGUUAAUCAGACUAUGUCAAAAAUUCGGGGAAUAUAACAAAGACGAUCCUAACUCUUUCCGGUUGAAUGAGAACUUCAGUUUGUAUCCGCAAUUCAUGUAUCAUCUGCGUCGUUCGCAAUUUUUACAAGUGUUUAAUAAUUCCCCCGACGAGACAUCAUUCUACAGGCAUAUGCUAAUGAGGGAAGAUCUAACCCAAUCAUUAAUCAUGAUACAGCCAAUUCUUUACAGUUAUAGCUUCAAUGGUCCUCCUGAACCUGUCCUACUGGAUACCAGUUCUAUUCAGCCAGACAGAAUCUUACUCAUGGACACGUUUUUCCAAAUACUCAUUUUCCAUGGAGAGACUAUUGCUCAAUGGCGUAAUUUGAAAUAUCAAGACAUGCCAGAGUAUGAGAAUUUCAGACAACUACUGCAAGCUCCUGUGGAUGAUGCACAAGAAAUUCUUCAGACGAGAUUCCCCAUGCCCAGAUACAUUGACACAGAACAAGGCGGUUCGCAAGCACGAUUCUUGCUUUCAAAAGUAAAUCCAAGUCAGACUCACAACAACAUGUAUGCAUAUGGCGGGGCCAUCAUGACUGGUGCGGCAAGUCCGGAUGGUGGUGCUCCUGUGCUGACUGAUGACGUUUCCCUACAAGUUUUUAUGGAUCAUUUAAAGAAAUUGGCGGUUUCCUCCACAGCAUAACAAAAAUAAUAAAGAUUUUAUUUUUAAAAGUUUUAUAUAAUUUAUAUUAUCCAUGUAUGUAUUUGAAUAAAAACGUUAUAACUCAAUAUAUCAUCUAUACAUUUA
Molecule: messenger RNA, 2617 nt
Organism: Aethina tumida (small hive beetle)
Lineage: Eukaryota; Metazoa; Arthropoda; Insecta; Coleoptera; Nitidulidae
Gene: Sec23
Product: protein transport protein Sec23A
Exons: 11
Coding region: 161-2512 (783 amino acids)
Biological process (GO): intracellular protein transport; COPII-coated vesicle budding; COPII-coated vesicle cargo loading
Cellular component (GO): COPII vesicle coat; endoplasmic reticulum exit site
Molecular function (GO): GTPase activator activity; zinc ion binding
Source: RefSeq, a predicted model, not a curated record